Molecule: messenger RNA, 708 nt
Organism: Adineta steineri
Lineage: Eukaryota; Metazoa; Rotifera; Eurotatoria; Adinetida; Adinetidae
Source: the annotation of a GenBank genome assembly
AUGUUUGAACAAAAUAAACUUUCAGUUGUUUUAUUAGUCUUAAUUGUACAAUUACAACUAAUUCUGACGUUUGAUGAUGCGAAUAGUGGUUCCGUAUCACUGAAUUUUGAGGAUAAUAUUGAUGGAAAAUUCUCAUCAUUUUCAAAAUUAAAUAUUCAUCUUUCAAGUCAAACAAAUUUUGACUUAACACCAUCACGUACUAUUCCAUUAUCGCAAUAUGAACGAUUAAUUGAUUUUAAAAGUGAUUAUCCUUAUUAUACAUUAAAAGUUCAUUUUAAACGUGGUGCAACACAAGAUUAUGUUAUGACAUCUAUACCAAUGUGUCUUGUUUUACAAGCACAAUUUCAAUAUACUGUGACUUUAUUUGUAAGUGAAAAUGGAUAUAUUGUUGGCGUACAAGUAACAACAGGAAAUUCGACAUGUACUCUAUCGAAUAUAAAUCAAAUAGAACAAAAAACUGAAUAUAACUAUAAAGCUACAAUGCGUUUACAAUUAAACGAUGCUGGACCCCAACCUGAUACACAACGUUUCUUGGAAAAACUUAAACGACAACAAGAAGCAAAAAUAAAUUCACAAGAUGCUGAUAAUCGACCAUUUAUUCUUAAAUAUUGGAAAUAUUUAUUGCCAAUCGUCGUUAUUGUUGUUCUUCAAAGUGCAUUUACUAAUGAAGGUGGUGCUCCAGCAGCUGGAGGAGGCGGUGGAACAUAA